Molecule: messenger RNA, 498 nt
Organism: Psammomys obesus (fat sand rat)
Lineage: Eukaryota; Metazoa; Chordata; Mammalia; Rodentia; Muridae
Product: disks large homolog 5-like
Exons: 5
Coding region: 1-498 (165 amino acids)
Source: RefSeq, a predicted model, not a curated record
AUGGCGAUGUGGGCAAGGCUGAGAAGCGUCUUUCAGAAAGAGAAUGUGGACAGUAGAAUAACUGAAGAGAGGCAGAAGGCACCUGGCCUUCCAUCUAAUUUUAAAAUAUCAAGAAAGAAGUUGUCCUGGGGAAGGCACAAUGAGUCCUGGGCAGAGGAGUUGGGUUUGAGGGCCAGUGGGGAGCCACCAUCCCCCCCAGAGAUCCCCUACAAGAAACAGGUGAAGACAGAAAUGGACAGGCUGACCACUCAGCUGCAGCUGAUGACCACAGACAGAAAUGAGCUGCAAGAUCGCCUGACCCUUAUCACAGAAGGAUCCUUGGACAAUCGGCCCUAUCAUAGGCCAAAUCCUUUCAGUGAGAAACUCAAGACACAGCAUUGGACCCUGCAGACUUUGGAGUAUGAGCACACUGAAGCCUCACAGAACUUCAAGGAGCUUGUCAAGGAGACUGGCUUCUAUAGCAACCUCCACAGUCAGAUCCUGAUGGAGCAGACAUGA